Molecule: messenger RNA, 3036 nt
Organism: Bufo gargarizans (Asiatic toad)
Lineage: Eukaryota; Metazoa; Chordata; Amphibia; Anura; Bufonidae
Gene: SLC37A3
Product: solute carrier family 37 member 3
Exons: 15
Coding region: 196-1704 (502 amino acids)
Biological process (GO): transmembrane transport
Cellular component (GO): endoplasmic reticulum membrane
Molecular function (GO): transmembrane transporter activity
Source: RefSeq, a predicted model, not a curated record
UCUCUGUACUGUUGACGUCCUCAGCCACCGUGUCUGCUAGAUGCGGCGAUUCCAAGGGGAAGGGGCUUCGGUGUGUGCGGCCGGGGGCCUGUCCUGGAGGUGGGGGACACUCUGACUCCUGGGGCUGUUCUAGUAACAACAAACUGAACUCAUGAAGGAUCUCAUUUGAGGCCUGGCUUGUGAGAUUCUGCAGCCAUGGACUUCCCGGCGUCACCCCGCAGAGUAGCCGCCCGCCGAGGGUUCUUUUCACAGUACACACAUCAUCAUCUGGUGGUCUUCCUUCUGACAUUUUUUAGCUAUGCUCUGCUCCAUGCAUCGAGGAAAGCCUUCAGUAACGUAAAGGUCAGCAUAAGUAACCAGUGGACGCCAUCCGACCUAAACGCCUCAGUGUUCAAUUUGGACCCUAAUAGGACCUGGAAUGGCAACAGUCUCUUUCCCAAUCAUGAGUCCGCCACCAUCUUUCUGGGUUUACUGGACACCAUUUUCCUCUUCUCGUAUGCAGUGGGUCUCUUCGUCAGUGGCACCAUCGGCGACCGGUUAAACAUGCGCUAUGUCCUUACUUUUGGCAUGUGCUUGUCUGCAGUAACGAUGUUUGUAUUCGGCACAGUCACUGAAUGGCUGCACUUCUACAACAAGGUCUUCUACUGCCUGAUAUGGGUGAUUAAUGGGCUGCUGCAGUCGACAGGAUGGCCCUGUGUGGUGGCAAUCAUGGGGAACUGGUUUGGAAAGUCAGGACGAGGAGUAGUGUUUGGAUUGUGGAGCGCCUGUGCUUCUGUUGGAAAUAUUUUGGGGGCGUUCCUAGCAUCAUCGGUACUACAAUACGGGUAUGAGUAUGCCUUCCUGGUGACCGCUUCGGUGCAGUUCGCUGGAGGGUUGGUUAUCUUCUUUGGUCUGGUGACCACGCCAAAAGAACUGGGUCUUCCUGAUGCUGGGGAAGAGGAGAGUGAGAAUGUGGAACAGGAGGAGGCAAACAGACCUCUCAUCAGUGGGGAUAAUGAGGGGGACAGCGAGUCAAGUUAUUCCAUCCAAGCUCCUGAGACUGCCAGUCAACCCAAAGCGAUCGGCUUUGUACAGGCCUGCUGCUUGCCUGGAGUAUUACUGUAUUCUCUGGCCUACGCCUGUCUGAAGUUGGUCAACUAUUCCUUCUUUUUCUGGCUCCCCUUCUACCUAAGCAUUAACUUCCACUGGAAGGAGGCCGAGGCCGACCAGCUGUCUAUCUGGUAUGACAUUGGAGGAAUCGUAGGUGGCACUAUCCAGGGCUUUAUCUCUGACUUGAUGGAGAAGAGGUCUCCUGUCCUGGCCAUAAGUCUGCUGCUUGCCGUGGGCUCUCUGUUUGGAUACAGCCGCUCUCCAAACAGUAAGCCGAUCAACGCUGUCCUCAUGGCUAUUACAGGCUUUUUCAUCGGGGGUCCCUCAAACAUGAUAAGUUCUGCGAUCUCUGCGGAUCUUGGGCGUCAGGAGAUGGUAAGAGGUAGCAGCGAGGCUCUGGCCACAGUCACCGGCAUUGUGGAUGGAACAGGAAGCGUUGGAGCCGCUUUAGGCCAGGUCCUGGUGUCUGUGAUACAGGGCAGCUUGGGCUGGAUGUGGGUCUUCUAUUUCUUCAUCCUUAUGACCUUACUGACCAUCGUCUUUAUCAUUCCACUCAUUGUCCGAGAAAUGAGACCAGCGGUGAGGAACAGGCGGACGUCUCGGCUGGCCGGGUGACAAUUACUUCCAAUGACUGAUGUCAAUACCAAUAAAAGACUGGAAACCUUAUUGAAAAGGUGAAGUCAAAGCCUGCAGACAGGAACAGGAGGAGGGACUGCAAGUUUGGGAAGCCGUUUCUUGAAACGGUUCAUUGUAAAAUUAUUUGAAUUAUUUUAUUUUUAUUUUAUAAUUUUUUUUUUUUUAUAUAUUAUUCCUCAUGUUCUAAUCUUGCUGUCUCUGGAUCAGACAAUGGAUCGUACAGUCCGGUGAUGAGGAUUAUUUUGGAUCUAGUUUCAGUAAAGAAAGGUUGGCAGUUGUACACUACAUAUAACACAAUAUACAACCAACUUCUGAUUUAAUGAAAUCAGAUUUAGGCCUCAUGCACAAGAAAGUAUUUUCUUUCCGUGUCCAUUCCGUUUUUUGGGGGUUUUUUUGCGGACCGUAUACGGAACCAUUUCAAUGGGUCCACAAAAGAAACGGAAGUUACUACAUACGUGUGCAUAUGUCCGUAUUUCCGCUCCACAAAAAAUUAGAAUAUGUCCUAUUAUUGUCGGCAUUACGGGCAAGGUUAGUACUCUUCUAUUAGAGGCCAGCUGUUCUGCAAAAUACGGAAUGCACACAGACGUCAUUCGUAUUUUUUUGCGGAUCCGUUUUUUCAGACCGCAAAAUACAUACGGUCGUGUCGUGUGCAUGAGGCCUUAAAAGAACAAAAAGAGAACAAAAUUUUAACUACUUUAUUCUGAAUGAUACAAAAUUGUAAUUUAAAACUUGAAAAUGUUCAUUUUUUAUUGACCAUUUUAUGGUGCGUUUGCUUUAGAAGGAACGCAUUCACUCUGAGAUUUAAAGAGGACCUGUCAGCUCUUGUGUAUUCUGCAUGAAUUUACGAUUCUGGAGCAUCUUUUCUUAGAUCUUGACGUUGUCUCUCCUUAAAAAUAAUGAAUGUAGAUGUUACCAGUUGGGUUUGUGCCCUUUUAAACUAAUGGAAUGGUACUGCCCAGUUAUCAAUUUAGAUAUUGAGAAGGAAUAGCAGAGGAACGGCACAAUGCAGAGUCAUCAAAGGUGCUCCAGCAUUUGUAGUUUAUGGGGUACACAGGGGGUCCUCUUUAAAUGCUUUUAUCUUUGGCGUGAAGCUCACUUUGGAUUGGUCUGCUGGACUGACCUCUGUACUUUUAAUUAAGUUAAAGUCUUUCUCAAAUUGUAUAUGGUGAUGGACAGGGAACAGCCAUCAUAAAUUAUGAAUAUCCCCUCUCCUCACUUCAUUGCACAUCACGAAUCAAAGCUUUACAAUCUAGCAUUAACAAAUUUGGGCAGUUUUAGGCUUUUUUUUUAUUUUUUUUAUUUACAUAAAUA